AUGAUAGGCCUUCCACCUUCAACAUCAAAUAAAGUUAUUGAUUUCUUAAUUCACUUGAGGAAAAACCACAGAUUGACCACGGAAAUAAGAAUGCUCUUAUGUAAUGGGGGUAAUUUUUGUGCUACUCAUUAAAAAAGAGCACACUAUUAACAUGUACUAGAUGAACAUUUAUAAAUAAGUGAAGACUUUUUGUUUGAUUAUUUAAGUGGAAAAAUUAGAAGUAAAAAGGCAAGAAAGGAGAUAAGGAAUAAACUAUUGGAUUUAACCAAAAUUGAAGUAAAGAAAAUAGAUAUGAAAUAGUGA
Paramecium tetraurelia is the source of this 303-nucleotide messenger RNA. RefSeq lists its product as uncharacterized. The transcript has a single exon. Lineage: Eukaryota; Ciliophora; Oligohymenophorea; Peniculida; Parameciidae. The record is from RefSeq and is a predicted model, not a curated record.